Cercocebus atys (sooty mangabey) is the source of this 2433-nucleotide messenger RNA. It is a transcript of the gene PDCD1, whose product is annotated as programmed cell death 1. Gene Ontology annotation, biological process: negative regulation of immune response; positive regulation of T cell apoptotic process. The coding region runs from base 166 to 1032 and encodes 288 amino acids. The record is from RefSeq and is a predicted model, not a curated record. Gene Ontology annotation, cellular component: external side of plasma membrane; membrane. The transcript has 5 exons. Lineage: Eukaryota; Metazoa; Chordata; Mammalia; Primates; Cercopithecidae.
CCUCUGUCACUCCCGCCCACGUGGAGGUGGAGGAAGAGGGGGCGGGAGCAAGGGGCGGGCACCCUCCCUUCGACCUGACCUGGGACAGUUUCCCUUCCGCUCACAUCUGCCUCAGCUUGAGCAGCGGAGGCGGCGGCCGGCGGCACUGCUGGGGCUGCUCCAGGCAUGCAGAUCCCACAGGCACCCUGGCCGGUCGUCUGGGCGGUGCUACAACUGGGCUGGCGGCCAGGAUGGUUCUUAGAAUCCCCGGACAGGCCCUGGAAUCCCCCCACCUUCUCCCCAGCCCUGCUCCUGGUGACCGAAGGAGACAACGCCACCUUCACCUGCAGCUUCUCCAACGCCUCGGAGAGCUUCGUGCUGAACUGGUACCGCAUGAGCCCCAGCAACCAGACGGACAAGCUGGCUGCCUUCCCCGAGGACCGCAGCCAGCCCGGCCAGGACUGCCGCUUCCGCGUCACACAACUGCCCAACGGGCGCGACUUCCACAUGAGCGUGGUCAGGGCCCGGCGCAAUGACAGCGGCACCUACCUCUGCGGGGCCAUCUCCCUGGCCCCCAAGGCGCAGAUCAAAGAGAGCCUGCGGGCAGAGCUCAGGGUGACAGAGAGAAGGGCAGAAGUGCCCACAGCCCACCCCAGCCCCUCACCCAGGCCAGCUGGCCAGUUCCAAGCCCUGGUGGUCGGUGUCGUGGGCGGCCUGCUGGGCAGCCUGGUGCUGCUAGUCUGGGUCCUGGCUGUCAUCUGCUCCCGGGCUGCACAAGGGACCAUAGAAGCCAGGCGCACCGGCCAGCCCCUGAAGGAGGACCCCUCGGCCGUGCCUGUGUUCUCUGUGGACUAUGGGGAGCUGGAUUUCCAGUGGCGAGAGAAGACCCCGGAGCCCCCGGCACCCUGUGUCCCUGAGCAGACGGAGUACGCCACCAUCGUCUUUCCUAGUGGGCUGGGCACCUCGUCCCCGGCCCGCAGGGGCUCAGCCGACGGCCCUCGGAGUCCCCGGCCACUGAGGCCUGAGGAUGGACACUGCUCUUGGCCCCUCUGACCGGCUUCCUUGGCCACUGGUGUUCUGCACACCCUCCACCGUGAGCCCAGGUCAGCGCCUUCCCUCAGGAGAAGCAGGCACGGUGCAGGCCAUUGCAGGCCGCCCAUGGGCUGAGCUGCGUAGGGGCGACGGGCGCACCAGUCUGCACCUGCACCAGCCCCACCGGGCAUAGCCCUGCCAGGCACAGCCCCACCACAGAACUCAUGUCUCAGUGCCCACAGUGAGCCCAGGCAGCAGGUGCCACCACCCCCUACAGGGAGGGCCAGAUGCAGUCACUGCUUCAGGUCCUGCCUGCACAGAGCUGCCUGUGCCCAGCUCCCUGAAACUCUGCUGCUGCUGCUGCUGCUGCUGCCUGCGGCCCGGGGCUGAAGGUGCUGUGGCCCUGCCUGCCGCCCCCGGAGCCUCCUGCCUGAACUCGGGGGCUGGCUGGAAACUGCCUUGGAGCAGCCAAGGUGCCCCCGGCAGCAGCAUCCCGAGACGCCCUGGAUGCAGGGUCCAAGACUGGGCACAGGGGUAGGAGGUGCAUAGGGCUGGGGGCUCCCUGGGAGUCAUUUGCUCCCCACAGGCCUAGAGAAGUUUUCAGGGAAGGCCAGAAGAGCUCCUGGCUGUGCUGGGCGGGGCAGGAAACCCCUAGACCUUCACACAUGCCCAGGCAGCAUCUCAGGCCCUUUGUGGGGCAGGGAAACUGAGGCAGUAAGAGGGCAGGCAGAGCUGGAGGCCCUUCAGGCCCAGUCAGCACUCUGGCCUCCCGCCACCCCAUGCCACCCCAGCCCCUCACACCACUCAGGAGAAGGAUAUCCUAGGGUCCCAAGGUCAGGAGGGCAGGGCUGGGGCUGACUCAGGCCCCUCCCAGCUGUGGCCACCUGGGUGUUGUGAGGGCAGAGGUGCAGGCACCCAGGGCCCCCCCAUUUGCCCAACGUGGGGGUUGUCCUUGGCACCCAUUCACGAAAUUAUUUAAAGGAGUUUGGCCAGGCUCCCACCAGGGCCUGGGUGGGAAGGUACAGGCGUCCCCUCCUCGGCCUAGUACCCCCACCGCGGCCUGGCCAUUCCUCACAUCCACACACUGCACCCCCACUCCUGGGGCAGGGCCACCAGCUUCCAGGCGGCCAGUGGGCACCUGAGUGGCUGGGACAAGGGACCCCCCUUCCCUGUGGUUCUGUUAUAUUAUAAUUAUAAUUAAAUAUGAGAGCAUGCUAAAGAGUUCUGUCCUGUCAGGCGGCUGUGGGGGCCAUGGGCAGGAGGGAGGGAGGCCUCCAGGGAGGGGCCAGGCUGCAGCCAGGCUGAGGCUUCGCGUAGAGAGUGCUGGCGGCUACCCUGGAUCCUGGCCUGAGUCAGGCCUUUCCCUCGCUGUCCCAGAAACACACAGGCCCUCCUCGCCCUGUUUGCCCCACGCACACAUAC